UGGGGCCUCUGGGCAAUAGGGGAUCAUGGGGCGCCUGUUUCCUUGCCCAAACUCAAAAAAGCCUAUGAAAAAGGUACCAGGGGCAUCUCAUGGGGCCCCCCACUGACCCCGGCCCUCGGGCAUUCAUUCAUUCACUGAUCUAUGUAAAAGAAUGACACAGCUACACAGGCGGAACCAGGGGCGGACUGACAACUCAUGGGGCACCUGGGCAAUAGGGGAUCAUGGGGCCCCUGUGUCCUUGCCCAAAUUAAAAAAAGCCUAUGAAAAAGGUACCAGGGGCAUUUCAUGGGGCCCCCUACUGACCCUGGGCCCUCGGGCAGUGCCCGACUUUCCAAAUGGUCAGUCUGCCCCU
Staurois parvus is the source of this 352-nucleotide messenger RNA. Lineage: Eukaryota; Metazoa; Chordata; Amphibia; Anura; Ranidae. The record is from the annotation of a GenBank genome assembly.